CCCGAUUAGAAUUCUCAUUCCGGGCGCCAUCUGCGCACCAGAGAGAAGAGAAACAGAGUUGGCGGCGGACAAACGGGCGACGUCCAUUAGCAGCAGUAAAUAUUUCUUUUUUAUUGUGAAAUUUCACACAAACUGUGGUGACGAAGGCAAAUUGACGUGAGGUUGCCGCAAUAGACUGCGGUAAAAUAUUCAGGCCUCGGCACUCAGCCAUCGAUUGAUCGGGACAGUGACACAAGCGAGACCCGGUUAAAACCUGCCCCGAAAGAGGAAGCGGCCUGGAUUGAGCUGCACCCCGAACGAGAGCAUGGCGGCGUCGGUUGGGGGUGUAACAGACAGCACAGGGUUAGCAGAACUGGCACAUCGUGAAUAUCAAGCAGGAGAUUUUGAGGCAGCUGAGAGGCACUGCAUGCAACUUUGGAGACAAGAACCUGAUAACACUGGUGUUCUUUUGCUUCUCUCCUCCAUACAUUUCCAGUGUCGCAGAUUGGACAGGUCUGCUCACUUCAGCACUCUGGCUAUCAAACAGAACCCCAUGUUGGCUGAGGCCUAUUCAAACUUGGGAAAUGUCUAUAAAGAGCGUGGACAACUUCAGGAGGCUAUCGAACAUUAUCGACAUGCUCUUCGGCUCAAACCAGACUUUAUAGAUGGAUACAUCAACUUGGCAGCAGCACUAGUUGCAGCAGGAGACAUGGAGGGUGCAGUGCAAGCCUACGUAUCUGCCCUACAGUACAAUCCUGAUUUGUAUUGUGUUCGCAGUGACCUGGGGAACCUCCUUAAAGCCCUGGGUCGCUUAGAAGAAGCCAAGGCUUGUUACCUGAAAGCGAUUGAGACUCAGCCAAACUUCGCUGUUGCCUGGAGCAACCUUGGAUGUGUGUUCAAUGCCCAAGGAGAGAUUUGGCUGGCUAUUCACCACUUUGAAAAGGCUGUUACCUUGGAUCCUAAUUUCUUGGAUGCUUACAUCAACUUGGGAAAUGUGCUGAAGGAGGCUCGCAUUUUUGACAGGGCUGUGGCAGCAUAUCUGCGAGCAUUAAGUCUAAGUCCUAAUCAUGCAGUUGUUCAUGGAAACCUGGCUUGUGUUUAUUAUGAACAAGGAUUGAUUGAUCUGGCUAUAGACACAUACAGAAGAGCCAUUGAACUGCAGCCUCACUUUCCAGAUGCCUACUGCAACCUGGCUAAUGCACUGAAGGAGAAAGGAAAUGUUGCUGAAGCAGAGGAAUGCUACAAUACGGCACUACGACUCUGUCCCACGCAUGCCGACUCUCUCAACAACUUAGCUAAUAUCAAAAGGGAGCAAGGGAACAUUGAAGAGGCUGUACGACUGUAUCGGAAAGCUCUUGAGGUGUUUCCAGAAUUUGCAGCUGCCCAUUCAAACUUGGCCAGUGUGUUGCAGCAGCAGGGAAAAUUGCAGGACGCAUUAAUGCAUUAUAAGGAGGCUAUUCGAAUUAGUCCAACCUUUGCCGAUGCCUACUCAAACAUGGGAAACACACUCAAAGAAAUGCAAGAUGUGCAGGGUGCCUUGCAGUGCUAUACAAGAGCAAUUCAGAUCAAUCCUGCUUUUGCUGAUGCUCACAGCAACUUAGCAUCGAUCCAUAAGGAUUCUGGAAAUAUUCCAGAAGCCAUUGCUUCCUACAGAACUGCCCUGAAGCUAAAGCCUGACUUCCCAGAUGCUUACUGUAAUCUGGCACACUGUUUGCAGAUUGUAUGUGACUGGACAGAUUAUGAUGAGCGAAUGAAAAAAUUGGUCAGUAUAGUAGCUGACCAACUGGAGAAAAAUCGGCUGCCAUCUGUGCAUCCACAUCACAGUAUGCUGUAUCCACUGUCCCAUACCUUUCGCAAAGCCAUUGCGGAACGUCAUGGAAAUCUGUGUCUUGACAAGAUUAAUGUGCUUCACAAGCCACCAUAUGAACAUCCAAAAGACUUGAAAGCUAGUAAUGGACGUCUGAAAAUUGGUUUUGUGAGUUCAGAUUUUGGGAACCAUCCCACCUCUCAUCUGAUGCAAUCAAUCCCUGGGAUGCACAACUCAGAAAAAUUUGAGGUUUUUUGUUAUGCAUUGAGCUCUGAUGAUGGCACUAAUUUUCGAGUGAAAGUGGUCGCUGAAGCGAAUCAUUUUGUGGACCUAUCCCAGAUCCCAUGCAACGGCAAAGCCGCUGAUCGUAUUCAUCAGGAUGGAAUUCACAUUCUUGUUAAUAUGAACGGAUACACAAAAGGAGCACGGAAUGAACUGUUUGCUCUUCGUCCAGCUCCUAUACAGGCAAUGUGGUUAGGUUAUCCUGGAACAAGUGGAGCCCCAUUCAUGGAUUAUAUUAUAACUGACAAGGAAACUUCACCGCUUGACCUGGCAGAGCAAUACUCUGAAAAGCUGGCCUACAUGCCCAAUACUUUCUUUAUUGGAGAUCAUGCCAACAUGUUCCCACAUUUAAAGAAAAAGGCUGUGAUUGACUUCAAGUCAAAUGGACACAUUUACGAUAAUAGAAUUGUUCUGAAUGGUAUUGAUCUGAAAGCAUUCCUAGACAGCCUGCCUGAUGUCAAAGUAGUGAAGCUGAAAUGUCCUGAUGGUGGAGACAACUCGGAUACCAACUCUGCACUUUCAAUGCCUGUUGUCCCAAUGAAUGCUGCAGCUGAAGCAAUUAUCAACAUGAUCAACCAAGGACAAAUCCAGGUCACAAUCAACAACUUCACAGUCAGCAAUGGGCUGGCAACAACACAAAUCAACAACAAAGCAGCAACUGGCGAGGAGGUACCACGCACAAUCAUUGUUACCACACGGUCACAAUAUGGGUUGCCAGAAGAUUCUAUUGUUUAUUGCAACUUUAACCAGCUGUAUAAGAUUGAUCCAAAUACUCUGCAAAUGUGGGCCAGUAUCCUAAAACGAGUUCCUAAUAGUGUGCUGUGGCUACUUCGAUUCCCUGCUGUGGGAGAGCCCAAUAUUCAACAGUAUGCCCAGAGCAUGGGACUGUCUGCCAACCGCAUUAUAUUUUCACCUGUCGCCCCAAAGGAGGAACAUGUAAGGCGGGGACAGAUGGCUGAUGUCUGUUUAGACACUCCACUCUGUAAUGGACACACUACAGGAAUGGAUGUACUCUGGGCAGGGACGCCAAUGGUGACUAUGCCAGGCUUUGUGUUCCUUGUUGUAGGUGAAACACUUGCAUCUCGUGUUGCUGCUUCACAGCUGAUGUGUUUGGGAUGUCCAGAACUGAUUGCAAAGACCAGACAAGAGUAUGAGGAUAUUGCUGUUCUGUUGGGAACAGAUAUGGAAUAUCUGAAGAAAAUCAGAGGAAAGGUGUGGAAACAGAGAGUAAGCAGCCCCCUGUUCAACACCAAACAGUAUACUAUGGAUCUGGAGCGCCUCUACACACAGAUGUGGGAGCAUUAUGCUGCAGGCAACAAACCAGACCAUUUGAUUAAGCCACUUAAAGCCAUGGAGACAAAUGAAACUGCUUAAAUCUACUUGAUUGCUAGAUCAUUGUGACUUUGACAUGAGUAUACUGAACUGCACCCUUGGCUCCAUGACCCAUCACGCACUGUUUUUUUUUUUUUUUGUUUGGAAUUUUUUGAGACCAGCUAAGUGCUGGCAAUAAUGCAUUUUCAUACUAGCCCAGAGAGACUGUUCAAAAAUUGAAAUCUCUUUACUGAAAGAUUGUUGAUACUGGAGUUAAACCAAGCUAAAAUGGGUUGUAUUAAGUACACCAUGUGCAGUAACCCAAUCUCUAAUCUACAUUGAGUACCUUUAUUCAUUUUAAGAGGGUGGAUCUGAAAAUAUUGUAAUGCCAUUUAGUUAGAACUUCACACUCAUAAUUAGAAGAUAAAAAUCUGAUAUUACCAUCUGUUCACUACUCAUGGCAUUGGCUUCCUUUUGAAUGUUUGAUGGCCAGAUUGCUGGAUGGGUUCACUUCAGGCCUUUGAUAACUCUUUAAAGAGUUGUCUUUCAGUUUUAAUGUGUCCCUGUCAAAUUAUUUCUGUAAACCGUAAGAGGCUCACUUUCUUGUCAGUCUUCAUGCUCUCUGCCUUGUCAGGCUUUUUAGUUACAAAGUUAUUAUACUUUUGUUGAAAACUGCUUCCUACAUUGAAAAGGACAUGUGCCAAAUGGCCAGUGUAUGCCUGUACUCUUUAUUUGCUCCAGUUCUUCAAGUGAUGCAGCAGAAUGCACAUACCAGUUGUCCUCCGUUGGCUCGAGAGUGUGUUUCACAUGCAUCAGAUAUGAGCUCAAGUAGUGCAAUGGAAUGUAUUUCCUUGCAUGGCCCACACACAAGCUUGAGUGAGGAUGUAAUGUGUUUUGAUGCAUGAUUGUACGUAAUUAUAGUAGAGAAUAGCAGUGCUACAACUGUCACUGAGGUCUGAAAUUACGUUUUGGAGACUGGUCUAUUGCAGAUCAGUUCUGGAAAAUUUAAAACCGGUCUGAAGAAUGGUUGCUGUUCCUCACUUAAAUGAACUCAUUUUGAUUUUUGUAGGAUCAUUUUGUGAAGGGCUAAGGAUUCUCUCUUUUGCCCACAGGUAAGUAUCUCAUCAGUUGUUGUUAUUAUUAUGUAGAAUUAGCAAUGUGUGUGGUUUUUAGCCACAAUAAUAUAUGGUGGUGACCCCUCUUGCACCAGUAAUGGCAUAUGUAAAACAAAACAAUUUGUGGAUAUAUUUGGAAGACUUACUUUUGUCAUUCAAGCUACUAGCUCAGAACCAUUACAGAAUUGCUAUUAUUCUCAGGUCUGCAUCAAGAAUCACUUAAAUUUGAACCCUCAUCGCUUCAACUUACCAUUUGUUUUGCUGGGAGCACCCAGUGGGUAGAUUGUAAAUAUUUACACUGAACUGUCCCUUUCCUGCCCACUUACCUAAAACUUCAGUAAACAAAGCACAUGUAUUCAGUUUUAUAUUCAACGAAACCAGAUCAUUUAAUCUAGUGUUCAACUUUCUUAUUUUCAGAUCAUUUGAUCUGAUUUCUGAUAAAAUUCUAAUGCCUUUAGUAGAGGCAGGGAUAAUGUCUGGCUCAUGAUGUUCAUUGGGGUUAAUAAAAUACUGAUUUCUUUUAUUUAAAAUAAAUAAAAUAAAGGAUGGUGCUGAGAUUUAUGCUGAAGUUGGGAGAGAUGGCAACAACGGCAGGUGAGCAUGCUCUGAAAGAAUCUCAUUCUGUUGGGUAUGAUGGUAAACUUGCAAUAUCUGAGGUUAAUUAUUUUAUUAGUGACUCUUGCUCAAGAUUUAUUUUUUUUCCUCUGUAAUGACAGCUAUUUUAACAUGUCUCAAAUUAAUAUUGAGACCUUCAAUUUUUUGCAUUGUCUGGAUUUUGGGCUGUUUAAGUAUGAAGCUGUAAAUACAUGUGAUUGAGAAUCUAUUGUAUUUCUGUGUACAAUUAUAAAGCAGCUGGAUGCUUCUA
Rhincodon typus (whale shark) is the source of this 5359-nucleotide messenger RNA. RefSeq names its product UDP-N-acetylglucosamine--peptide N-acetylglucosaminyltransferase 110 kDa subunit. Lineage: Eukaryota; Metazoa; Chordata; Chondrichthyes; Orectolobiformes; Rhincodontidae. Gene Ontology annotation, molecular function: protein N-acetylglucosaminyltransferase activity; protein binding. The record is from RefSeq and is a predicted model, not a curated record. Gene Ontology annotation, biological process: protein O-linked glycosylation. The coding region runs from base 305 to 3442 and encodes 1045 amino acids. The transcript is spliced from 22 exons.